AUGAAUAACACUAAUAAAAAUGAAAAUGCUAGCGUUUAUGAUCUGCUCACCAAACUAUGUGAAACGCAGGCACAGAACUGUAGCCAUCAGAGUAGAACUUCUGUGAAGCAACUUGCAUCCAAAAUGAGAUCAAAAGCCUAUGAAAUUGUUUUGAAAAAAUCGUCGAUAGAUAUACCAAUAUCAGAAAGCGACCCAAUUGUUGAUCUGCUAUCAUGUCAUUUUAUAUUACAGCAGAAUGUAAAGAACGUUAUCGAAUAUAAAAGAUCAUUAGAUCUGAAAAAAGCUAUCAAUAAAUUAAGAAACUCUGAUUUAGGUUUGGAUAAGGAUCAUGUUUACAAAAUUCUCAGACUCCUCGUAAAACUUCAUAAUACAGUGGCAGAUGAUGCUUUGUUAGAAGCUUAUAAGAGACCAUUUUCAUUUGGUUUACUUGAAGAAAUGCUACCAAAACCGAAAAGAGAAGUGUUUGGCUCUCCACAACCCUACCCUGUUUACCCACCGCACAUAUUUGAGUUACCAUUUAAAUUAAACAGAGGGAAUGAUUUGAACGGUUCAAACAUGAGUUAUGUUAACUAUACAGUUGACAGUUUGGAUUCAAAGUCUUUUGUAACCGAUUAUAACUCACGAAAAAGUGAAAUAAGAACAUUUUUAAGCCCAAUGGCCUUCCCUUCUUUAAGUUCAACGCAAGUAUCACCAUAUUCGGAAUGCAAUGUCUACAAUUUUCCGAGGUUAAUGACUCCUAGGGAUUUGGUAAUACCAAAGUCUCUUCCUCUUCAGCCUAAGAUAUCUUUUGUCACAACUGAGGACAAAAUGGACUUGAAAAAUUUAGACAAUAGUGAAGCAGAUAAUAUGAACAUUUGGGAAUUGGCCUCUCAAGUAGACAAGGAUAUUUCAGUUGACAUUUGGGAGUAUGUGUCAAAGCUACCUCCAAUAAACGAGAGGCAACUAAUAGCAACGUCGUCAAGGGAAAUCAGAUUAUGGCGACAGACCUACACCGGGUCCUUUCCGGAUCUAAGUAUUACUUCAGAAAGGCAGUUUAUAAGGCACAUAACAUACCUACUAAUUGGUGUGGAAACCAGGUCGUUUCCUUUCAUUAAAUCAACGAAUUCUUUCCGGAUGAAGGAGAAUCUUAUCCUCGAGUGUAUCUCAAGGGAGCACCUUCAAGGUUAUAUUGCACCUUUGUUGAUGACCGGCACAUAUUACAGGCGUCUCUAUGACUUCGCCUUUAAUCAUACCGUUGAUGAUCAUUUUCAUAAGAAGGGACUUGUUUUUGAGGCUGCAAGAGAAGUAGUGAGACAGUACUUGCUGAAAUUCCGCCUGGAGGCGACGGAAAUAUUCGAAGAGUUCAGCAGCAGAACAUCGGAAGACAUCAACUGUAUGCCAACUUUGCUGCAAAUACUGUACCACAUGGAACCUCUGAAGUACGAGAUUCAAACACUGGCCACGAUAUACAAACUUGAAAGUACAGACUCAAUAACAUCAAUACCCCAUGGCGCAGAACUGAUGUCGUAUUUAUUUAAUCGAAUAUCUUUGGUCACACACAAACGGACAGCCGAAACACUUUUCAAUUCGCUUUUCAUCGUAUGCCGUGUGUACUUCAAAUUUAUAGAGAAGUUUAUAUUUGAAGGAGAAUUGGAUGAUUAUUUUAACGAGUUCUUCAUAAGGAAGGACAACCAAUAUGUCAAUUCGAGAAGUAAAAGAUAUUGGGAUAAGGGGUUUCAUAUAACUAUGAGCGUGGCUGUUCCGGACUUCUUGAGACCUUUGGCUACAUUCAUUCUACUUUGCGGAAAGUCUUUGCGACUCCUGAAACAAUGUAAUCCUACUGACCCAUUAGUGAUGCUGAUAUCAUCAGAUCACCCAUCAAUGAGGUGCUGCGCCACAUUCGAAGAGCUAGAACGCGAACAACAGGUGUUGGACGUAUAUAGAACGAGAUGUCUGUUCGUUAGCGGCGAACCAGUCACAUUCGACCAGAUAUUGCUUAAACGAGAGGCUGAGAGAAAAGCCUUUACGGAAAUGGCGUCUCUCAAACAAGCGGAAACUAUGGAGAAAAUUGUUGCUGAACGAAAACGUCUAGCGCAACUUAUUAUAGCUGAAAAACAACAUUCGCUGAGAGUAUUAGAAGCUGCUAUGGCGGAGGCUAAAGCUAGUAAGAAUAAAGUGAAACAGCGCGAAAAGCAGCGCUCUCAAUUGGAAGAAGCAGCUGAAAAGGCUACUGAGGAGGUUGAUUCCAAGCUAAAAGAUGACGAAAAAAACAAAAUGCUAGAGUACUACUCAAAGUUGAAUAUGGAAGUCGAGAAAAGCAAAAUACACACCGAAUGGAAGAUAAAACGUCUUCAGCUUGACCAAUCGAGAAUGCAACUGCUCUCUUCCGAGGAAAGAAAUUUAAAACGGGAAAAAUUGGAACUUGAACAUCAGAAAAACGAAGAAAUAAUGGCGAUGUCUAUACAAAGUGACUUCAAAUCUGAAGAUGGACUGGACGGUGACAAAGAGGAAGAAAACCUAAUAAUGAUAGAGUCGACCAGUUCUCUUGGGAAUGAAAACAAUAACGCAACAUCAUCUGAUCAUUGUACAAACAAAACAAAGUCUCAAGCUUCUAAUGACGUAUUCAGUGCAAUAUGCAACGUUGCCAAAAGUAUCUUCGGAACAGGCAAACGAAAAUGCGACAAUGAACAAGAACUAGACGCUCAAGGAAAUGUCAUCAACGACUUUCAAAAUAACAAGAUGGAAGCGACAUCAAGUAACGUUAUCGGUUCAAAUUUAAAUCAGGCCUUUGACAAUCUACUAUUUCUAGAAGCGAGAGAGGCGGCAGUUAAAAACAAAUUGAAAGUCAUGGCACACGAAUUUAGCACAGAUAACGAGAAUAAUCUGAAAGCUCCGAUAAUUACACUGACGUCUGCAGAUGAAGACAAUAACAUUGAGGGCCCAAUAUCCGAAGCUAGGAGGAACAAAUUAAAAGUUUUGGGAACAGAAUUUAAUGUUAUUCAAGAAAAAGAUACGAAUGUCGAUGAGCCGAUAACAGAAGCGCAUAGAGAAGCUUUGAUUAAUAAACAUAAAGUUCUGGGUGCCGAAUUCGAUAGAAUUGAAACGGAAAUGGAAUAUUUCUAUGAACCAAGAACGGAAGCACAGAGGGAAGCCGUGAUUAAUAAGAGAAAAGUUCUCGGAGUGGAAUUUGAUAAAGUUGAUAUAGGGAGAACUGAUGAAACAAUAAAUAAAGAUGUAGGAUUUAAAUAUAAUGAAAAAGAAGUUGCUCCUAAUUGGAGAUCUGACGCUCAAAAGGAAGCAAUAAUUAAUAAACAGAGAGUUCUAGGUGUAGAAUAUAACUUGCCGUUAAAUAGAUUGCCUGAACGUGAACCAGCUAAUGUAGCUCAGAGGGAAGCUAUACGCAAUAGAAAUAAUGUAAUGGGUUCCGAACAUUAUGGAUCUAGUCAAAUGUCAGUGAAGAAAUCUGGCUUAAAACUAAAUUUAAAGCCAUUUGGUGACACUACAAGUACUAAAGGUUGUAAUUCUGGAGUGGUAACGCCUGGGGAAUUGUUUUCGAGGCUGGAUCUAGAAACUCCCACCACAGCAGAAGUGCCCACAGAUGGGCCCAUGACAAGCGACAUAUUCACCCCCCGAAGCGAAGGGCAGGACAUAGAAAAUUUGCAACCUCAAAACUAUUUACGCUCCGACGGUUUCAACUUCUCCAUGAUCAUCGAUGAUGAAACGGCUGUAUCAGAAGUGAUCAGUGAUCAAAGUAUCGAUUCAUCACCUAAAAGAUUAAAGAAGAAACAUAAACAUUCGGUGUUUAAUAUUAUAGAUGGGUCAUAUAAUCUUGACGAUUUUGAUCCGUUUGGUGUUAAGAAUUGGGAGAAAUAUUCAAAGAAUUACAUUGAUAGUCAAAUGUCUAUAGAUAGUACAUUUUAUACCCACCCAGCAACUAUAAUGGAAGAGGUGACAAAGGCGCCGUAUAAAAAUAUAUACAGAUCUCGUAUUGGUGAUGAAGACGAUGAUGAGUGUAUAACUUGUAAUAACAUAGCAACACUGACAGCGUGUUUGCAACGUUCGGUGAUGUUGCCAUUAACCUACCAACUGGAAGUCGUUAAUAAUUCGAUAUUGACAUAUUUCUUAGUCAAUCUCGAUAUGUACGAGCAUUUAAGGAGUUUAAAGGACUACUUCUUCCUAAUGGAUGGAGAAUUUUCCAGGAGUAUAUGCCAUAACCUCUUCGCAAAACUUACAAAGACUUUGAACCCACAAGAGUUGUUGAAUUUCUCCACUUUGCACAAUAUACUGGAUAAGGCUCUUGGUUCUUCUAUAUCGCACGUCCACAAAUUUUCGGAAAACCUCUCGUUUACAAUACCGGAAGCUCCACUGAGUUUCCAACACAGUUCGCCGGACGUUUUGCAAUGUCUGUCUUUAACAUAUACCGUCAGUUGGCCCCUAAACAUAAUACUAUCACAAGAAGCGCUCUUAAGAUACGCUAAGGUAUUCCAGUUUUUGAUCAAAAUGCGACGAAUCUUUUGGGUGCUGAGCGAGGAUUUUGAAUCACUAAAACUCUCGGUUAAACUGGCCCGCGAGAAUUCUAGAAAGCUCUUACGCUCGCCACAGUACAUAUCAGUACAGUUGUACCGUCAUAUAAUGGCGUCGCUUAUUCGCGCGUUGGACAAUUACAUCGUCACCACCUGCAUAUUAACUUCGUGGACAGAAUUUGAAAAAGAACUCAGAAAGGCCCGGACACUAGAUGAUCUGUAUGACUGUCAUGUCAUGUAUAUAAAGAACGUCUUGUUCAGGUGUCUUCUUAAUAACAGAUCGACACCGGUCAUGAAGUUAUUGAAUGAUAUUUUUACAGUUAUUUUAAAGUUCAGUCGGGUUCUUAAAGCUGGGGAGUGGCAACAAAAAGAAGCAAACGGUUACUUCAUUCACACAAAUUAUGCACAACUGAACGAGUUAUAUCAUUUAUAUGAAAAACUUACAAAAUAUUUGCACAAAGUUAUCACGAAGUUAAUGGAAUGUGGAUAUCAGCGACAUCUAGUGGAGCUUCUGACGAUGGUUAAUUUGAACGGUUAUUAUGAUCCGGAGAAAGUAGACACCAAUACAAGUGUGGGUUAA
This is a messenger RNA of Leptosia nina, 5082 nucleotides long. Lineage: Eukaryota; Metazoa; Arthropoda; Insecta; Lepidoptera; Pieridae. The record is from the annotation of a GenBank genome assembly.